This is a messenger RNA of Gossypium raimondii (Peruvian cotton), 5202 nucleotides long. Its product is annotated as transcription elongation factor SPT6 homolog. Gene Ontology annotation, cellular component: transcription elongation factor complex. Gene Ontology annotation, biological process: transcription elongation-coupled chromatin remodeling; nucleosome organization; mRNA transcription by RNA polymerase II. The coding region runs from base 140 to 5071 and encodes 1643 amino acids. The record is from RefSeq and is a predicted model, not a curated record. Gene Ontology annotation, molecular function: nucleic acid binding; nucleosome binding; histone binding. Lineage: Eukaryota; Viridiplantae; Streptophyta; Magnoliopsida; Malvales; Malvaceae. The transcript has 17 exons.
CCAGUAAAUGUUCCUAUUUAUUUAAAUAUUUAAUAACUAGGGUUUUCUAUCAGAUGAAAGCAGAACGAUUUUAGGUGGUUUCAAUCCCACUGGCAAAUUGAAGUCUUUCUUUCUCUGCAUUGGUUCCCGUUUCUGAACUAUGGGCAAAAACGUGGUGUCUGACGAAGAGGAGUUGGAACUCGACGAAGAUGGAGAGCCCAUUGAGGGAGACACACUCAAUGGCCGCGACCCUGACGACGACGACGAAGAAGAAGACGAUGAGGGGCAAGAUGAAUAUGAGAAUGAUGGAUUCAUAGUUGAUGAUGUGGAGGAUGAAGAGGUAGAUGAAGCUGAAGAGAGGGAAGAUAGCGAUGAGGAGAGGCGGAAAAAAAAGAAAAAAAGAAAGAAGAAGGAAGCUGAGGACCUUGAUGAAGAUGACUAUGAGCUCCUCCGGGAGAAUGACGUUAAUGUACCAAAGGGUAGCAAGAAAUUUAAGCGGCUAAAAAAGGCUCAAAGGGAUUUAGAUGGGAUACGAUAUGGGCUCUCUGAUGAUGAGUUUGAUGGUAGCAUGAAGGGUGGAGCAACUGCUGAGGAAAAGCUUAAGCGUACCUUAUUUGGCGAUGAUGAUGGGCAACCUCUUGAAGAUCUUCCUGAAGAUGAAGAACAAAUAGAAGAGGAAGAGGAUGGAGAUAUGGGUGAAGAAGAUGAAAUGGCAGACUUUAUUGUAGAAGAAGAUGAUGUGCCUGGGGCUUCUGUUAGACGGAAGAAGAUGAAGAAUAAGAAAUCAAGGCAUGCAUUUGAUGUUUCGUCAUCUGCUUUAAAGGAAGCUCAAGAUAUAUUUGGUGAUGUUGAUGAACUCCUGCAGCUACGCAAACAGGGAUUAGAUUAUAGUGAUCAGAAAGAAAGGAGACUUGAAGAUCAAUUCGAACCCACUGUUCUUUCUGAAAAGUAUAUGACAGUAAAGGAUGAUGAAAUUCGGACGAUUGAUCUUCCAGAAAGAAUGCAGAUUUCUGAGGAAAGCACUGGCAGUCCUCCAAUGGAUGAAGAGAGCAUAAUAGAAGAGAGCAACUGGAUGCAUAAACAGCUUACAAGUGGUGCAGUACCGUUAUUUGGUAAAGAAAGGAUGGAUCUUUCUAUAAACAAGGAUGACAUCAUGAGGUUUUUGGACCUAACACAUGUGCAGAAAUUAGAUAUUCCCUUUAUUGCGAUGUAUCGCAAGGAGCAGUGCCUAAGUCUGCUGCAAGAUCCUGGGCCACAUGAGGUUGAUGAUGUUGAUCAGGAAAAAUCUGAUAAAAAACCUACAAUAAAGUGGCACAAGGUACUUUGGGCAAUUCAGGAUUUGGACCGGAAAUGGCUGCUUCUUCAAAAGAGGAAGAGUGGCCUUCAGUCACAUUAUAGUAAGCGAUUUGAAGAAGAAUCUCGUCGGAUAUAUGAUGAGACAAGACUUAACUUGAACCAACAACUUUUUGAGUCAAUUCUUAAAGAUCUCAAGGAUGCAGAAUCAGAAAGGGAAGUUGAUGAUGUUGAUGCCAAGUUUAACUUGCAUUUCCCACCAGGUGAGGUUGGUGCAGAUGAAGGUCAAUAUAAGAGGCCAAAGAGGAGAUCACAAUAUAGUAUUUGCUAUAAGGCUGGUCUCUGGGAGGUUGCAAGCAAGUUUGGAUACAGUGCUCAGCAACUUGGAUCUCAGCUAUCUCUUGAAAAGUUGCCUGUUGAUGAGUUGGAAGAUCCUAAGGAGAUACCAGAAGAGAUGGCUUCAAACUUUACAUGUGCAAUGUUUGAGACUCCACAAUCUGUCCUCAAAGGAGCCAGACAUAUGGCGGCGCUUGAGAUAAGUUGUGAGCCAUCUGUCAAGAAAUAUGUUCGUAAUAUUUAUAUGGAGAAUGCUGUAGUAUCAACCAGUCCAACAUCUGAUGGAAAAAUAGCCAUAGAUUCUUUCCAUCAGUUUGCUGGUGUUAAGUGGCUGCGGGAAAAACCAUUGAGCAAAUUUGAGGACGCACAGUGGCUUCUAAUCCAGAAGGCUGAAGAGGAGAAGCUUCUUCAAGUAACUUUUAAGCUGCCAGAAAAAAUUAUGGAUGACUUGAUUAAAGAAUGUAACGAAAGAUAUCUCAGUAAUGGCGUUAGUAAAUCUGCUCAACAAUGGAAUGAACAGAGAAAGCAGAUACUGAAUGAUGCUCUUUUUGGUUUCCUUUUGCCAUCGAUGGAGAAAGAAGCGAGAUCCUUGUUGGCUAGUGGAGCUAAGAACUGGUUACUUUUGGAAUAUGGCAAGGAUUUGUGGAAUAAAGUUUCCGUGGGGCCUUAUCAAAAGAAGGAAAAUGAUAUUAAUUCUGAAGAGGAAGCUGCACCACGUGUCAUGGCAUGCUGUUGGGGCCCUGGGAAGCCUGCAACUACUUUUGUGAUGUUAGAUUCAUCCGGAGAGGUGCUUGAUGUGCUUUACACUGGUUCUCUUACAUUACGGUCUCAAAAUGUUAAUGACCAGCAACGCAAGAAAAAUGAUCAGCAGCGUGUUUUGAAGUUUAUGACUGAUCAUCAACCACAUGUUGUUGUUCUUGGAGCUGUGAAUUUGUCUUGUACCCGUUUGAAAGAUGAUAUUUAUGAGAUUAUUUUUAAGAUGGUGGAGGAAAAUCCUAGAGAUGUUGGGCAUGAAAUGGAUGAGCUGAGCAUUGUAUAUGGGGAUGAGUCUCUACCCCGUCUCUAUGAAAAUUCUCGGAUUUCAGCGGAUCAGUUACCUGGCACAUCAGGCAUUGUUAAACGGGCUGUUGCUCUUGGGCGUUAUCUUCAAAAUCCACUGGCAAUGGUUGCAACUCUUUGUGGCCCUGAGAAGGAAAUAUUGUCUUGGAAGCUUAAUCCUAUGGAGAACUUUCUAACAGCAGAUGAGAAGUAUAGCAUGAUUGAACAGGUUUUGGUUGAUGUCGCAAACCAGGUUGGCCUUGAUGUUAAUUUGGCUGCAAGCCAUGAAUGGUUGUUUGCUCCUUUGCAAUUCAUUUCCGGAAUUGGGAGUAGAAAGGCAGCAUCACUGCAGAGGUCAUUAGUAAGAGUUGGAACAAUUUUCAGUCGAAAAGACUUUUUGCAAGCCCAUGGACUUGGGAAGAAGGUUUUUGUCAAUGCAGUAGCCUUUCUACGUGUCCGUCGGAGUGGGCUUGCUGCCAAUAGCAGCCAGUUCAUUGAUUUGUUGGAUGACACUAGAAUACAUCCAGAAUCUUAUCUUGUUGCCCAGGAAUUGGCCAAAGAUGUUUACGAUGAGGAUUUUAAAGGUGACAAUGAUGAGGAUGAUGCAUUGGAAAUGGCAAUAGAACAUGUUAGGGACCGACCAAGUUUGUUAAAAAGCCUUCGUCUUGAUAACUAUCUAGAAAGCAAGAAGCGCGGGAAUAAGAGGGAGACCUUUUUUGAUAUAAGAAGGGAAUUAAUUCAGGGCUUUCAGGAUUGGCGGAAACCAUAUAAAGAACCAAGUCAAGAUGAGGAGUUCUACAUGAUUUCAGGUGAAACUGAGGAUACCCUGGCAGAAGGCCGGGUUGUGCAAGCAACAGUUCGCAGAGUGCAAGGUGGACGGGCUAUUUGUGCACUUGAAUCUGGAUUAACUGGGAUGAUUAUGAAAGAAGACUAUGCAGAUGACUCGAGAGAUAUUGUCGAGUUGUCUGAUAGGCUGCAUGAAGGUGACAUCUUGACAUGCAAGAUCAAAUCAAUUCAAAAGAAUAGGUAUCAGGUGUUCCUGGUUUGUAAAGACAGUGAGAUGAGAAGCCGACACCAGCAUGUCCAGAACCUUGACCCUUACUACCAUGAGGAGCGAAGCAGCAUACAGAGUGACCAAGAGAAAGCUCGUAAAGAGAGGGAAAUGGCCAAGAAACAUUUUAAGCCGAGGAUGAUUGUCCAUCCACGCUUCCAAAAUAUUACUGCUGAUGAAGCUAUUGAGUAUUUAUCCGAUAAGGAUCCUGGAGAAAGCAUCAUCCGUCCCAGUUCUCGUGGGCCUUCUUUUCUAACCUUAACUCUCAAAGUUUAUAAUGGAGUUUAUGCUCACAAGGAUAUAGUUGAAGGUGGAAAAGAACACAAGGACAUUACCAGCCUGCUCCGCAUUGGGAAGACGUUGAAAAUUGGGGAAGACACUUUUGAGGAUUUGGACGAGGUAAUGGAUCGAUAUGUCGACCCCCUUGUGUCUCAUCUGAAGGCGAUGCUGAGUUAUCGCAAGUUCAGGAAGGGAACUAAAGUAGAGGUUGAUGAGCUUCUAAAGAUUGAGAAAUCAGAGUAUCCUAUGAGAAUAGUGUAUUGCUUUGGCAUUUCUCAUGAACAUCCUGGCACUUUUAUUCUUACUUAUAUACGGACUUCGAAUCCACAUCACGAGUAUAUUGGCUUAUAUCCUAAGGGAUUCAAGUUCCGAAAAAGGAUGUUCGAGGACAUUGAUCGUCUGGUUGCUUAUUUCCAGAAGCAUAUUGACGAUCCACAGCAUGAGUCAGCUCAAUCAAUUAGAUCAGUUGCGGCAAUGGUACCAAUGCGGAGCCCUGCUGCUGAUGGCUCUUCUGGGGGAUCUAUGGGUGGUUGGAAAGGGCAUUCUCAUGACAGGGGUCAAUCUUCCACUCCAGGUUCUAGAACAGGUCGUGGCCGAGAUGGGCAUCAAAGUGGUGCUCCACGUGGUGGUCGUGGACGUGGUAGGGGUGGCUCGUAUAACAGCAACCGGGGGCGUAACAAUGGGCAAGAUUCAUCUUACGAUGAUACCCCCAAAUGGGAUUCAGGUAGCAGCAAGAAAGGGGAUGAUGGUGGUUGGGGCAGUUUCCCGGGAGCUAAAGUUCAAAACUCUCCAGGUACAGACGCUUUCCCUGGUGGUUGGGGUGCUUCUGGAACUGAAAGUGGAGGUGGCAGCGGCAGUGGCUGGGGUGCUUCUGGAACUGAAAGUGGAAAUGGCAAUGGCAGCGGCAGUGGCUGGGGUGGCAGUGGCGGUGGCAGUGGUUGGGGUGCUUCUGGAACUGAAAGUGGAGGUGGCAAUGGCAGCGGCAGUGGUUGGGGUGGUGGUAGUGGAGGUUGGGACCAAGCAAGUGGUGGUACUGACAAUGGGGGUUCUGGCUGGGGAUCUGCUCCCAAGAGCGGUAAUUCUGGUGGUUGGUGAAACCCCCAGAAAUUUUGUUUUUCCCCUUAGCCAAGCCAUGGGUUGUAGGGCUUAGUUUUUAAGAGGCAUCUUUAGCUUUGCGUGUAGGCUACCUAUUCACUCUUGCUAAUAAAAAUCAAAUCUUGUUAGUA